CACUACAUCUGUUAGUUUUGUUUGGUUUGGCACAAUCAUAAUCUGUACGUCUCCCGUCACCAAAACAAAGUGUAACCUGAUUUUGCCUCGACAAUAGAGCAACUUUUCGGCACUCACAAUACAUGGCGUCAAUUCUGGAUAUACUGGACUCGUCAGUCUCGCCAGUUUAUCUGUUAAACCACGAUGUUGGUCAAAACAUCAGCGAUGCGUUAUACGCCAACUGGAACUCAGACUUAUCAGAGGAAAUAGCACGGCUCGAAUUACCUUCACUAGUUGUCCCAAACUUGAGUGCCCUAAAAUGCAACAACUAUAACUCAGUCACCAAAACAAAGUAUUUGUCGGACGAAUUUGGUGGGGUAGCAGAGCUGAACUGUCCUGAACACGAAGCUUUCCCAAAUAUUGCAUUUAAUAAUGGAGAGGAGAAUAUGGGUAGCGACCUGUACUAUAUACUGGACUCGUCAGUCUCGCCAGUUACUCUGUUUAACCACGAUGCUGGUCAAAACAUCAGCGAUGCGUUAUACGCCAACUGGAAUUCAGACAUAUCAGAGGAAAUAGCACGGCUCGAAUUACCUUCACUAGUUGUCCCAAACGUGAGUGCCCUAAAAUACAGCAACUACAACUCAGUCUCGUCCAGCAGCAAUAUCAAUCGAAUGCCUCCCGUUAAGCCUUCACAUUGUCGCCUAGAUCGGAACGCAAAGAAUAGCGUUAAUGAAUCGAAUGCUUCCAGAUCCAUUGCGCACACUCCCAAAGUGCAGCAUUUUGAAUCAUAUAUCGUUGUUGCUCUCGAGAAUAUUCAGAGGGAAGGAGUAUUCCUACAUAGAAGUACUAUGACGCCUGUGGACAGCACUGAGCAAUCAGAAGAUGCAUCGCAUUUGGAUAAAUGUCAGGGUCAAUUAAUUGGGAAAAACAUCAAAGUCCCCCUUGAAAGUUUCGCAAUUGGUCGUCCUAAACAAAAGAAAACCCACAUCUGUACAGAGUGCAACAAGCAUUUUGAUAGGGCGGAUCAUCUGACCAGACAUUUAAGGAUCCACUUUGGCGAAAAACGAUUUGAAUGUGCAGAAUGCGGUGUUGAUUUCUCGAAGCAAAGCUUAUUGACCCUUCAUGAAAGAAUUCAUUUUGAUUCUAGGUCGUUCACGUGUGACAUCUGCAAGAAAUCAUUUCGGCGUGCGGAAUGUUUGAGGGAUCACAGGAAUAUUCACACUGGCGCAAAGCCGUACAACUGCAAGCUGUGCAAUAAAACGUUUGCCCGACGUUCUACGUUAUCCGUUCAUCGUAAAUCUCACAAAAUGUGCUAAUUUUUGAUAUUUCUUUUAUAUUGGAGCGAGGAGCGACGACGGUGGCGUACUUGCCGUGUACAUUGACAAAAAAAAAACGUUUUUAAUCUGUGUGGAAAGAAAAUCCUUUGUGUUACUGUUUUGUAUGAUUGUAAUUAAAUUCUGAAUAAAUGUCUCGUGUUCGAGGUGUUUGUC
This is a messenger RNA of Bradysia coprophila, 1469 nucleotides long. RefSeq lists its product as uncharacterized. Gene Ontology annotation, molecular function: DNA-binding transcription factor activity, RNA polymerase II-specific; RNA polymerase II cis-regulatory region sequence-specific DNA binding. The record is from RefSeq and is a predicted model, not a curated record. Lineage: Eukaryota; Metazoa; Arthropoda; Insecta; Diptera; Sciaridae. Gene Ontology annotation, cellular component: nucleus. Gene Ontology annotation, biological process: regulation of transcription by RNA polymerase II; embryo development.